Nelumbo nucifera (sacred lotus) is the source of this 3464-nucleotide messenger RNA. It is a transcript of the gene EDA25, whose product is annotated as CCAAT-binding factor. The record is from RefSeq and is a predicted model, not a curated record. Lineage: Eukaryota; Viridiplantae; Streptophyta; Magnoliopsida; Proteales; Nelumbonaceae. Gene Ontology annotation, cellular component: nucleus.
GACCAAACCCUAACCAGCCGGCCAACAGGCCAUUUAUAAACGGCUUUGUGGCCUUGUGGGGUGGGUUGGGGAAAAAAAAAUUCCACAAAUUCCCGUCAUUUUGUUCGAAGUUCUAAAACCCUAUGUGACAUUCGACGUCUUCUGUUCUGUGGACUUCACUUGCGACAGUUCAAUGAACCCUGUAAGAGAGGGUGGAGAGAACAUGACGAUAUCCAAAACUAAGAAGCAUGAGAACCCUGAAGACGUAGAGCUUUUGAAAUCGGAUGUAGCGUUCUUUGCUUCCUCAAUAGGUCUAUCUUCUGCAGUUUCGUCUUCUCUCCCAAAAUUUGAUUUUGACGACUCGGAUUUUCGAAAAACUGGCCCCCUGAAACCUAAAGAAACAGAGAAGACUCCAAAAAACAAACCUACACAUGGGGAUAACAAGAAAAAGGAAACGAAAGUGGCCGAGGAAAAGAAGGGGAAAAAUGGUGAACGAGAAAAGACAAGGCAUCCUCCCUUAUCACUUGACCAUUAUAAACCAUUUGAUCGCUGGAAGCAUCUUCCUAAGCUGCCGUUGAUGAAGGCAAGUUCUUUGGGGGUUUGGCACGUGGAUGCGGAUGAAUUGGAAGCCAAGGUAAUCGGAAAUGAAAGGAAGAGAAUUGAGGUAAAGAACGCGGAAGAGCUGAAGAAUUUGGUUGCAAAGAAGAAGGAACUUGGGGAAAGGUUGUUGGCACAAUAUACACAGGAUUUCGAGACGUCGAGAGGACAGAGUGGGGAUAUAAAAAUGCUCAUGGCGACGCAAAGAUCGGGAACAGCAAUUGACAAGGUCUCUGCUUUUUCAGUAUUGGUAGGAGAAAAUCCAAUUGCAAACAUGAGAUCACUUGAUGCCCUUCUAGCAAUGGUGACUUCAAGGGUGGGGAAGCGCCAUGCAUUUUCUGGAUUUGAGGCUUUAAAGGAGUUGUUCUUGUCGAGUCUAUUACCUGAUCGUAAGCUGAAAAACCUUCUUCAGCACCCGCUGAACCAUCUUCCUGAAUCAAAAGAUGGCUACUCUCUUUUACUUUUCUGGUAUUGGGAGGAAUGCUUAAAGCAGAGGUAUGAGCGGUUCAUUUUUGCACUUGAGGAGGCAUCAAGAGAUACAUUACCUCCUCUCAAGAAUAGGGCUUUGAAGAUUAUGUAUUCCCUGCUAAGAAGUAAAUCAGAGCAAGAACGCAGAUUGCUCUCUGCCCUUGUCAAUAAGCUGGGGGAUCCUGAAAAUAAAGGGGCAUCUGGUGCUGAUUUUCACCUGUCAAACCUUUUAUCUGAACAUCCAAAUAUGAAGAUAGUAGUGAUUGACGAGGUGGAUUCUUUUCUCUUUCGGCCUCGUUUGGGAUUAAGAGCAAAGUACCAUGCUGUCAACUUUUUGAGCCAAAUUCGUUUAAGCAAUAAAGGAGAUGGACCAAAAGUGGCAAAGCGUUUGGUGGAUGUUUAUUUUGCAUUGUUUAAGGUCCUGAUUGCUGAGGCAGGUGGGGGUAAAAAAAUAGAUAGUAUCACGAAAAGAGAUGGUAAAAAUGGUACAGACUCCCCUAAAAAUGGUAAAGGACAAAGUGCUAUGGAAUCUAAUGUUGGAAUGGAUUCACGACUUCUUUCUGGUCUUUUAACGGGAGUCAACAGAGCAUUUCCUUAUGUUGCAAGUGAUGAGGUUGAUGAUGUUAUCCAGGUCCAAACACCGAUGCUUUUCAAAUUGGUACAUUCAAAAAAUUUCAAUGUUGGGGUUCAAGCUUUAAUGCUUCUAGAUAAGAUUUCAUCCAAAAAUCAGAUUGUCAGUGAUCGUUUUUACCGUGCUUUGUAUUCAAAGCUUCUGCUUCCUGCUGCCAUGAAUUCUUCAAAGGCGGAAAUGUUUAUUGGGCUGCUCUUGAGAGCUAUGAAAAAUGACAUAAACUUAAAGCGGGUUUCUGCCUUUUCGAAACGUCUUCUGCAGGUUGCACUUCACCAGCCCCCUCAAUGUGCUUGUGGAUGCCUUUUUCUUCUGUCUGAAGUCCUUAAAGCGAGGCCCCCUCUUUGGAACGUGGUUCUUCAGAAUGAAUCAAUUGAUGAAGACCUCGAACAUUUUGAAGACAUAAUAGAAGAACCUGAACAUAAACAAGGAUUAGGUCCUAAUAUGCAACAAGAAAAGGCUGUUGAUGAUGUUAUGAAUAGCAGAGAUGUUGGUAAAAGUGGCAGCAAUUCAUCUUCUGAUUCAGAAGAUGAAGACACUCCAGCCUCUUAUUCUGAAGAAGAUGGUGGAUCAGAUGGAGGAGAGGACCUGCUCAUGGGAGAAGGUAUGAAUGUGGUUGAAAAUUUUAAAACAGUAUCUAAUUGUGACAGGGGCCAUCCUCAAAAUCCCAGUACUGGAGAGGACUCUCGAGCCUCUUCACUGCCUGGAGGGUACAACCCAUUGUACAGGGAACCUUCUUACUGCAAUGCAGACCAUGUUUGCUGGUGGGAGCUGAUGGUACUGGGUUCACAUGUGCAUCCAUCGGUUGCUACUAUGGCUAGGACCCUGCUUUCUGGGGCUAACAUUGUCUAUAAUGGGAACCCCUUAAAUGAUCUUUCACUGAUUGCAUUUCUAGACAAGUUCAUGGAGAAGAAACCAAAGUCAAGCGCAUGGCAUGGUGGUUCCCAGAUUGAACCUGCAAGGAAGUUGGAAAUGAAUAACCACUUGAUUGGAGCGGAACUUCUUUCAUUGGCUGAAGUGGAUGUUCCACCAGAGGAUCUUGUCUUCCACAAAUUCUACAUGAAUAAAAUGAGCUCUUCAAAGAAACUGAAGAAGAAAAAGAAGAAGAAAGGUGCUGAUGAUGAAGCGGCAGAAGAGCUAUUUGAUGUGGAUGGUGGGGAUGAGAGUGACAAUGAAGAAAUCGAGAACUUGUUGGAUUCUGAGGAGGUUCCUCUGGAAUCUGAAGGUGAUUAUGAUUAUGAUGAUUUGGAUCAAGUCGCCAAUGAGGAUGAUGAUGACCUAAUUGCAAAUGAGAGUGAUGUUGAGACAGACCUCCCAUCUGAUCUUGGGGAGGGGCAAGAAGAAGAAGAUGGUCAUUUAAGUACUGGCGGUGCCAAUAAUGACACUACCAUUUCCAAACAAAUAAAGAGGAAACGGAAGUCUGGGACAAGAGCUGGCGUAUCCCCAUUUGCGAGUCUUGAAGAUUAUGAAUAUCUAAUGAAUAAUGAUAGUUCCACAAGAGAGAAGUCUAGAUCAAGAAAGAAAAGAAGGCAGUAAGGCUAAACUCGCCUUCCACUUCGAUACAAUAUUAAGCAUGGGCGACAAAUUUUUGUAAAUUUUAUCCAUUCAUCCAUCUGUGUUUUAUGAUGUUUAAUUGAUGAUCCUCUAAAGGUGCUUGGGCAAGAAUUUUGUGCAUUAGUCCUUCCCACAAUUUUUGCUUUAGAAAGGAAAUACAAAGGGUUAAGGAAUGGUGAGAAUACCAUGUAUUGUCUUUAAAUUAUCAAUUGAUUGCCAUUCUAGAACUUUAUGGUUA